UUUCGGUAGAUGUACUAAAAGGAUUGCCCAUAUGACACUGCUCUAGCAAACGUCAUUGCGGUAGACAAAUUUGAUUUAAAUUUUGUAGUUUUUCGAUUUUUUAAUAAUAUUUAGAACACCGUUCAGUUGGGUUAAACACAUGUUAACCGUUCAUGAUUUGUUUUAUUCCAAGAGACAUUUUUAUUCAUUUGUUUGAAUCGAAUAGUAUAACAAUGCCUGACGUACGGUUUGACUUGGAGCAUCAUGUGCCACCGACAGAAAGGGGAUUUUACUGCCAAGAUUUAUCAAUAAGAUAUCCGUACAAGGAGAACUUUUUCAAAGGGGUGGACAUGACUGUAUGGAUCUUUAUUUUGCCCGUUUUACUCAUUUGGGUUUGUGAAACGGCUUUGUUUCAGUGGAACGACCCGACGAAGAAAAAGUUAAAAUUCUUCUUUCUCCUUUACAGGCAGUUUAUCGGACUGACGUUCGGCCAUUUAAUAUCCGUUUCGAUAACACUUUUCUUGAUGAGGACUGUAGGAAUGCUGAGUCCUUACUUCAUAGAAAUAUGCAAACCGAACGUCAACUGCACACAACCGGAAAACAAAUAUAAAUUUAUCAUGGAAUACGUCUGCACUCGUAACGACAAGGAGCUUUUGUACGGCGCACGGUCUUCUUUUCCUAGUUUCGGUUGCCUUCAGGCUGUCAGGGCGGCGGUUCAGCUCAUCCUGUACAUCGAGGCUAAGAUCACUUUCGAAUAUAUAAAUUUACUGAAGCGUUUGAUACAAUCGUUCAUUUUCUUACUCGCCAACAUGCUGUGCGCCAUCAUAAUCAGAGAUAAUAGUAGUCACUGGUACGACGUAUUAGCCGGAUACAUACUCGGUAUCUUAUUUGGAUAUUUCGCCGCCUUCUAUCUAAUGGGAUGGUUUGAUUCAGAAGAAAAAUAUUCUCGAUCGUCUGACUCGCUGAAAUCAGAUUUGCAAAUUCCAUCUUCUACAACCGUUGCAACUAAAAUCGAUUGACUUAUUUCGCUUCUUAAAAUCAUUAAAACGCUUGAUAUGUCUGCGAUGUCUUACUUUGUUUUAUAAGUUUGGUAUACAUAAGUCGCGAAGCUUGAUAUUUGUCCUCAUUUUCAUUGUUAUGCUUCCAGUAAUUGUGAAAUCUGCUACAAUGUGUAUACAAUUUUGAAGAUCUAUUUUCCUUUCAAGCUUUUAAGAGAAUUGUGAAACGUGAAAAUUCCGUAAACGACUAUUCUCGCAUACCGCACACCGCAA
Messenger RNA from Cimex lectularius (bed bug), 1250 nucleotides. RefSeq names its product phospholipid phosphatase 3-like. NCBI's taxonomy places the organism in Eukaryota, Metazoa, Arthropoda, Insecta, Hemiptera, Cimicidae. Gene Ontology annotation, biological process: phospholipid dephosphorylation; phospholipid metabolic process; signal transduction. Gene Ontology annotation, molecular function: phosphatidate phosphatase activity. Bases 153 to 998 code for a protein of 281 amino acids. The transcript is spliced from 2 exons. The record is from RefSeq and is a predicted model, not a curated record.